UCACUAACAAAAGUAUCUUCCUCAUUUUCAAGCUGAUCAAUUCCAUGGCCUCGAGCUUUUCUCCCAUCGGCUCCAUUGCUAAAAGGCUAGAGGGCAAAAUUGCAAUCAUAACAGGCGGCGCUAGUGGAAUUGAUGAAGCCACAGCAAGACUUUUCAUCAAACACGGAGCAAAAGUAGUAAUUGCAGACGUCCAAGACGAUCUUGGCCAAUCCAUCAUUGAAAAAGUAGGUGAAAAGGGAGCUGUUUCCUACAUACACUGCGAUGUAAAAGUAGAAAAAGACGUCGAAAAUGCAGUGGACAUAGCAGUUUCCAAGUACGGGAAACUUGACAUUAUGUUCAGCAACGCUGGAAUUCCAGGAAAAUUAUCUGGUUCCACCAUCUUAGAAUCUGACUACGAAAAUUUCAAAGCUGUAUUUGAUGUGAAUGUCUUUGGGGCACUAAUGUGUGCAAAACAUGCGGCGCGUGUGAUGAUUCCAGCUAAGAAAGGUAGCAUUCUUUUCACUUCCAGUGUUGCUUCAGUGACUUACGGCGAUGUCUCUCACACGUAUUCUGCGUCAAAGCACGCAGUAGUUGGGAUUGCCAAGAAUUUGGGUGUAGAAUUAGGACAAUUUGGAAUUAGAGUAUAUUGUGUUUCUCCAUUUGGUGUGGCAACUCCUACGUUGCUGAAUUGUUUGGGUAUUAAGGAGAAGGAAAAGGCCGAGGAAUUUGUGUCUGAAAUUGCAAACCUCAAAGGAACGAUGUUGGAGGCUGAGGAUGUUGCAGAAGCAGCAUUGUAUCUUGCUAGUGAUGAAUCUAAGUACAUAAGUGGGAUGAAUCUUGUGAUUGAUGGUGGAUAUAGUACCACUAAUAUUGCUCUCAAAGAAGGCAUUAUAAGGAGGAUGGCGUCUUGGUCAAUGAAUUAAUUCUCUAUUUAGACCAAAAGAUUGGGGCGUUUUUCUUUACAUGUUGUUUGGAUGGCGGUGAUACAUAUUGUAUUGUUUUUUUUUUAAAAGACAGCGCUGUUGGGUUUUUGUAUUUAAUAUAUAUUAAAUACAUAAAAGAGGAU
Nicotiana attenuata is the source of this 1045-nucleotide messenger RNA. RefSeq names its product secoisolariciresinol dehydrogenase-like. The record is from RefSeq and is a predicted model, not a curated record. The transcript has 2 exons. Gene Ontology annotation, molecular function: oxidoreductase activity. NCBI's taxonomy places the organism in Eukaryota, Viridiplantae, Streptophyta, Magnoliopsida, Solanales, Solanaceae. The coding region runs from base 45 to 902 and encodes 285 amino acids.